AUGUUGCUCAGAAAUAGGGAGGUGGGCGCAGAACAAGAUGUUUGCCGCCUAGGGCUGGGUAUCUGUACGGAUUUGCAUUGUCCAAAUGUCCCGGGAGUGGACAGGAUCAACGUGAAAAUUAGCACAAAUCCCGAGCAAUUCCUCCGUUCCUGCCUCAAGACAUUCGACCUGCCAGCUCGAUUUCAGCUUAGAACGUCUCUAAACGCUCUAAAAGUACCACCAGUCAGGGAGCCAGAAAACCGGCUCUGGAUGCCACAAGAGUUGACAAACGACGCGGAUUUUCACCCGUCUAGACAAGAAAAAAUGGUCAUGGCUUCAUCCGCGGUACUGGAGCGGUGGUCUUCCUUGGUUUCAGUCUUCGGAGGGCUUAAAGAUUACCCUGUGCUAUGGGCGCGGACAACUCGUGACAUCAAUCCUCAGGCAGGGAGGAGUACGUUUCAAAGGACUCUUAACGCCUCAACCAAACACUCUGAACAAACAUUAACAAUCACCCUAGACCUCUUAAUUUCAGAAAAAUUCGCCAUGUCCGCCAAAAACCAUCCCCCGGCUCUCCGCUUACCGCCAGAAGUUCUAGGAAACAUCAUGGAAAGAGUAGUCGCUGGCGGAAUGAACCCUUUCCACCUUAGUCAUGUAUGCCACUACUGGAGAGAGGUGAUAAAUAGGAUAAAAAAUAUGUGGAAUCAUAUUCAAAUCAAGACUGCGCGACCAUCAAGUAAAGCAGUCAAACCGACACUAGAACACAUGAUAGCCCUACUAGAGAGAUCAAAAGGUGGCCCAAUCACGGUGGAUAUUGACUAUAUUCCGUUGGAGGAAAUAUGUAGGGUGUUGGAGAUCAUUGCUAAUUACUCGGUCGAUAUCGCUAGUCUUAGUCUGGGCAUCCCUACUGAGGACGAUUACUCAAAUCUUGUUCAAACACUCGAUGGCCUUUCCUUCCCUAUCCUCAAAAACUUGGCCUUUGGACAGAUCGCUCAAAAGGACCAGGUACUUCGGAGUGCCCUGAGUUUACUUUCACGCACUGUCGAAGAAGGUUUAGAGUUACGAAUAUUCUCAUUUCCUAAUGCAAUCAUAGAGACGAUUGGACAGGAUAGUAUCGCACCACGCCUGAAAAGCCUGCAUCUGGAUUUCGACGAGGCCGAUGGAACAGUCUUUCUAGAACGGCAUUUGGACCCUAUGCUCUUUCCCACUCUGGAGAAAGUCUUUUGUGCGGGUUUCGUCCCCAUCCUCGACUAUAUCUCCGCUUCCACCAUUAUUGACCUGGAAGUCGAGGCGUUCUCUUGCGAGGUGAUGGAAUGGAAACGGUUCCAUUUUCACUAUCUGCCGUCCUCGGUGGAGCGGCUAACCCUAUCAUUCGUGGAAUUACAAACUCCGCUCCUGCUCAAGACGUGA
Molecule: messenger RNA, 1386 nt
Organism: Acaulospora colombiana
Lineage: Eukaryota; Fungi; Glomeromycota; Glomeromycetes; Diversisporales; Acaulosporaceae
Source: the annotation of a GenBank genome assembly